Molecule: messenger RNA, 699 nt
Organism: Blumeria graminis f. sp. triticale
Lineage: Eukaryota; Fungi; Ascomycota; Leotiomycetes; Helotiales; Erysiphaceae
Source: the annotation of a GenBank genome assembly
AUGAACGAUAAAGCUUCCUCAAAACGGUCUAAAAGCCAGAACAAGGCGACCCAGAGCCGGUCUCGGAGACAAGCCAAGCCAUUAACAUCCAGCUCAGGACGCAAACAAUAUUUAAUUCUCUACAAUUUACUAUCGGCAUUGUUAUGGCUCAUAAUUCUUGGUCGAGUUCUACUACUUGUGCCAUUGCUAGGGUUUGAACUGGUACACCAAGGUGUUGGAAAAUUUACAUUGUUGACUCAAUCCAUGGCGCUCUUGGAAGUCGUACACUCUGCUUCUGGUAUUGUACGAGCUCCCAUUACGACAACAGCAAUGCAGGUGGCAAGCCGACUUCUCCUCGUCUGGGGGAUAGUUUUACCAUUUCCAUAUCUUGCUCAGAGUCCUGCCUAUUCAAGCAUGCUUAUUGCAUGGAGUGUGACAGAAGUCAUCAGAUAUUCCUACUUUGUUUUCAACCUCAGCGGCUACAACCCACGUAUCGUGACCUGGUUACGAUAUAAUACAUUUUACGUCUUGUACCCAAUUGGGAUAAGUAGUGAAUGUUGGUUAAUUCUCAAGGCAAUUUCACCUGCCGGUCAAAUACACCAUAUCUUAGCUCGGGCCCUUCAAAUAUGCAUUCUGAUCUACAUCCCGGGCUCUUACAUUCUCUUUACCCACAUGAUAGCUCAAAGAAAAAAGGUUAUGAAGGCACAAAAAUCUACCUAG